Molecule: messenger RNA, 327 nt
Organism: Cylicocyclus nassatus
Lineage: Eukaryota; Metazoa; Nematoda; Chromadorea; Rhabditida; Strongylidae
Source: the annotation of a GenBank genome assembly
AUGUUGAGCGAAUACCUCAAUGAAGGCAAAUUAGUGCCCGAUAAAGAUGUGGUGAACACUAUAGCAGAUGGUAUUCGUGUUCUGAAAAUAGGAAAACAUUGUUAUCCAAUCUUGAAGCGGACCUGCUCAGACAAAAUAAUUACAGUUAAUGAUGAGGAGAUUCGCCAAGCGUUGAAACUUAUUUGGACCAGAACGAAGCAAAGAGUGGAGCCGUCAGCUGCUGUACCAUUAGCUGGACUGUUGAAGGUUUCCCCAGCGGAUUUAGGACUAAAAAAUGUGGUGUUGAUCUUAUGCGGAGGCAAUGUAGAUCUAGAUUUCAUACCGUAA